Mycena indigotica is the source of this 1470-nucleotide messenger RNA. RefSeq lists its product as uncharacterized. The transcript is spliced from 8 exons. Lineage: Eukaryota; Fungi; Basidiomycota; Agaricomycetes; Agaricales; Mycenaceae. The record is from RefSeq and is a predicted model, not a curated record. Bases 1 to 1470 code for a protein of 489 amino acids.
AUGCAGCAAGUAGAACGCGUGCCGCCGCUGCCCGCGCGCCUGGGGCUCGCGUGCUACAAGUGCUUCAAAGAAGAGGACGUUCAGGUGUCGAGAUGCACGGGGUGUUUGCGUGUCGGGUACUGCAGUCGGGAGUGCCAGAACGCUGACUGGAAAACACACAAAGCUUUCUGCAAAGCAACGAAGGCGCUCGAGAAUGACCGCGGGGCCGCGAUGACACUACUCUUCCCUCUGGCCGAUGCGCCGAGCACUAAUCUCGACUACCUCCACAACGCGAGCGAGGCGCAUGCGGCCAACGUGCAAGGUUUCGUGCAGCGGUCGAUGGGCCGGGAGCUGAGUGUCCCGGAGCGCAAUUUGGUCGGAUGGGAGCCAAGAUGCAUGGCCUGCACGCGCACGGACCAGCUCAUUCGCAUCGAGUUCACCGCCCGGACACGAGCGAGCGGGGGCGCUUCAUCGUCGUCUACGACAGCUAAGCCAAGGCAGCUAACGCCCUGUGUUGAAUGCAAUGCAAGCUUCUGCUGCUCUGUGGAGCACUGGACCGCCGCCAGGGCACUUCAUCACGCGCCACUCCCCACCGAAGACGGGCACUCGCAGUGCGAGCUGAAUAAGCUGGCCCGGGGCGAUGCGAUGCUGGAAGCGGCUCUGGCAGGGUCGCAUGACGGCGUGUUCCGGUGGGCGCCGGAGCGGAUAAAAGAGCGGUGGGAGUCGGUGGUGAGGAAGGAGGGACGCGGGAAAGAGAAGGGGUCGGGGAGGACACGGUGGGAGGACGAAAUCGCGGAUGAGAUGCGCAAGGCGGUGGGUGUCCCGAGCGAGCGGCCUAUGGGGCCGUGGGUAAGGAUGGCGUCAGAUGCGCUGUGCAUGCCGAUGACCAUACUGUGGGGGCUGGAAACUCUGAACAUCGACGACGAGUGGACAAGGAAGCAUACGCUUACCAUUCAUAUCCUAGGCGCAACGAUGAUCGAAGUAACCGCCGCAAUGGUGUUUGAGGAGAUCUUGCACCGGCUGCCAGAAGUGAAGACGCUGAAGCUGCUACUUUGCGGCCCGGAAAUGCAGAGCGGUCGCGCGCCGAAGGUCUACCCGUUAGACACCUGCCCCGAGUGCGCUCGCCGCGAGCGUAAACGCGUGCACGAGCAUACCGCAGACACAUACCACGGCUACGUCGCGGCUCAAGGCUCCAAAUACGAGAAACCGGACCUCGCGAUCGCAUUCAAUGCCGGGGCAUCGUCCGAGCCCUCGUCACGCGUAAUGUGGGCGCCGACGAUGAAGCUGCUUGUCGAGAAGAAGAUCAAGACGGUGUUUACCUCGUACAACAGCGAGGAGGCACACGGCGACGCCGCCGCAUUGCGCGCGGCAGGGGCAAAACUGGCCGUAGAGGCAGAGCGAAACGCGUGGGGGAGCGCAAAGCUGAUACCCGAGCCUGCAAAGGUGUAUGGGUUUUACAGCGCGAGUGGGUGGGUCUCUGGUGCGUUUUAA